Molecule: messenger RNA, 4430 nt
Organism: Callorhinchus milii (elephant shark)
Lineage: Eukaryota; Metazoa; Chordata; Chondrichthyes; Chimaeriformes; Callorhinchidae
Gene: tmem185a
Product: transmembrane protein 185
Exons: 7
Coding region: 33-1085 (350 amino acids)
Source: RefSeq, a predicted model, not a curated record
CUCCUCUCCUCUCCUCCUCUCUUCGCGUCGCCAUGAACCUCCGCGGCCUCUUUCAGGAUUUUAACCCGAGCAAAUUCCUCAUCUACGCCUGUCUAUUGUUGUUCUCUGUCUUGCUUUCUCUACGUCUGGAUGGAGUCAUUCAGUGGAGCUACUGGGCUGUCUUCACACCUGUCUGGUUGUGGAAACUGAUGGUCAUCAUAGGAGCCUUGGUGGGAACUGGAGUGUGGGCUCGUAACCCGCAGUACAGGGCUGAAGGAGAAACCUGUGUAGAAUUUAAAGCAAUGCUUAUAGCAGUUGGGAUCAACCUGCUGUUGUUGAUGUUUGAGGUUCUGGUGUGUGACCGAAUCGAGCGGGGAAACCACUUUUGGCUUCUGGUCUUCAUGCCGCUUUUCUUUGUGUCACCGGUAUCGGUGGCUGCGUGUGUGUGGGGAUUCCGACACGAUAGGUCAUUGGAGUUGGAAAUCCUAUGUUCUGUGAACAUUCUUCAGUUUAUAUUUAUCGCCCUACGACUGGACGAAAUCAUCAAGUGGCCUUGGCUGGUUGUCUGUGUUCCUCUGUGGAUCCUGAUGUCUUUUCUCUGUCUGGUGGUACUCUACUACAUUGUGUGGUCAGUGCUUUUCUUACGGUCGAUGGAUGUAAUUGCUGAACAGCGACGGACACAUGUUACAAUGGCUAUCAGUUGGAUGAUUAUUGUCGUUCCACUUCUGACUUUUGAGAUUCUUUUGGUUCACAAACUGGACGGUCACAACAAUUUCUCGUUUAUUCCAAUUUUCAUCCCUUUGUGGCUUUCUCUAAUAACAUUAAUGGCAACAACCUUCGGGCAGAAAGGAGGAAAUCAUUGGUGGUUUGGAAUCCGCAAAGACUUUUGUCAAUUCCUGCUGGAGAUCUUCCCCUUCUUGAGGGAAUAUGGCAACAUUUCUUACGAGCUCCACCAUGAGGACAGUGAGGAGUGUGAGGAGAUACCCACAUCAGAAGCUCCCAAAAUAGCUCCUAUGUUCCUCAAAAAGGAAGGAGUGGUCAUCACCCAGAGCCCCGGCAAGUACUUUGUCCCACCUCAGAAACUCAAUAUUGACAUGCCUGAUUAAGACCUGCCUGAAGAGGGUAAUGAACUUGUCAAUGAAGUAGUACUGUCUGGCUAUGGUACAUUGUCAUACACGCACUAGCCCUUUAUCUGGCAUUUGGGAUACUCCUGCCAAAUAUGUCAGAUGUGUUUCAAGUAUCCAUCAACUCAAGUUUUGUUUGCUUCUGACUCUUUCUGUUGAACGGUAACAUUGUUCCUUUGCCUAGAAUUGGGAAGAAGCAUCAGAAUGAUGAUAUCGUAUUCCCCCCCCCCCUCCCAUUGGCAAUACGUGGAUGUUGAAAUUGUGCGUUGCAUUUACAUUAACACUUUAAAUGCAAGUUUACAUGCAAAACAUAUGAAAAGUCAGCAUUGUAUAUAUAAACCUAUUGGGUGAUGGAAGCUCCUUGAAUUGCAAUGACAGUACACCACACUGAUAAUUUAGAAAAGACAAGGGUAGGAAUUACUUAAGAGCCAAAUUACAGGGAAUAAUUUGCGUUCCCCCCCACCCCAACAUAAAAUAGAAAAUGGCAUAACUGUAGUGUGAUUAGUCCAUUAAAAGUGAACUUCAGCAGUUUUUUUUAAAAAAAAAACUAGCUACCCCCCGGUGCAGUCACUUUGUGGACUGUGGAUGUCACAGUUUUAGCUGAUGUUCUGUUUGAGUUGCUGUACCUAUUUGCUUUUAGAACAAAAUUCUGGUGUAGAUUGAUUCAUAGAAAACUGACAGAAGCAGAUUUUUUUUGGACAUUGCUGCAGCGAGUUUUUUUUUAUUUGCUGACCUCACAGAAAAUAAAAUUCAGUUCUAUUCAUCACAGCCUGACAGCUGCAGGACAUGAUUUAAUACCUCCCACCCCCAAAGGUAAAAAAAAAAAAUCGAAUCGAUCUGGACGUGUAUAAAUAUAUUUUAAAAAAAAGUGAUUGUGCUUGGAUCCUUCCAUGUUUGCAACUCACCAUAUGUAAUAACUUCUCUCAAUGGAAUGUUAACAAAAGUCUAUUUUGGUAAAAAUGUUUAAGAAUCCUUCCCGCUAAUCUAGAAACAAAGGUUAAAAAACUCUUCAGUAUUGGUGACUGCAAACAUUGCAUUAUUUCACUCUUCCUAACAAAACCAUGCAGGGCAAUGCUGCAUUUAAUUUAUACUCCGUGUGUAAUUAUUUUUAAUGCACAAACAGACAUUUGAUCAACUAUUUCCUUGUGUAACUGAUGGAAAAUUGCAUUGCUUAAUAUUUCUGGCUCUUGAGAGACACUUAAAAACCCAGUGAAAAACAUGUCAUUUUUUGAGCAGACUUAACUUUAAUACAUUAACACACGCCUGUCAAAGAAGGUUUUGUGCUGGUAAGAUGACAACUGUAUUGCUGUAAAAUAUCAAAGCUUACAGUACACUCUUUUGCUUUUAAUUUUGGGCCUUACAUAUACAAAGUUGCCCAGAUAUGAAAAAUAAUUUAAAAAAGCUGAUUAUACCUGCUUUAAAGCAUUGUCAGUGAAGAUGCCUUUAUUAUUGGAGGUUGAAAUAUUUAUACACACUUCGAUUCCUAGACAGUGAAUGAAUGAUUAGAGUUUAAGGAGAUGAAUGUUAUCCCUGGAUAGGGAUUUGUUUGUACAGAAAAAUAUUUCUGAUGCUGCAGAAAAUACCAGAGACAAACAACCCUAGGACAUUUCAUUUGGAAAACGGUUUAAUUCCUUUUGCAUUAAUUUCCAAGAUCAUAAAACUGUCCACAAGUAUGGAUUCCUGUUUCAAUCAUUUUAAAUCACUGUUACUUAAUGUAGAGUGACUCAUUCAGCAGUGAUGAUUUCAAUUUAACACAGAAAUAAAAUUGUAAAAUAUUUGCCCUGUAAUUCUUCUUCUGUUUCGUUCUAGUCAUAACUCUAAAGCAAAGAAGUUGUAAAUUCCAUCUAAUUUAGAAAUAUAAUUUAAAUAAAUUUGAACUUUGUUUCUUAAAGUACACAGAUACAGGAUUAAAGCUGCGGUGCCCAUUUAAAAAAUAUAUUGUGUUUGAUAUAACACGGUACACAUCAGGAGGAAGUGUCAAAACACUUCACCGGAUAUACGUAAAGUGACUGUGUAUUUUGUCGGCAAAUAAAACUGUUUAUAGCGCCAUAGUGAAUUUGCGGGAGAAAAGUUUCAACAUCUAAAUUUUUGAAAUAUCUCUGCCAUUUUAAAAGAUUUGUAAACUGUACAAGAAUAUUCCAUUGGCUGAUGCUGCUUUCUACAUAGUCCAAAAAUAGGGACGAAUAUUUAAUUUCUGAAAUUGGUUUCAUGUCAAGUCUGAUCACUAGGAGAUUUACACGGGCUACUAUUGUGUUAUAAGGAUGUUCACUGUAGCUUAUCCUCUGAGUGUUACAUCUUACUGAUUGCAAUGAUGUUAAGUUGUGGCUUCCCAUUAUAAUUCUUUUUGUAGCUUUGAGGUUUUUUUUAAAAACAGUAAGACAAUUGUUACUAAAAAAAAACAAGAAAAGGGUGUAAGUGAACUUAAUAUUCACUCCUCUAUGUUCAUUGAUAACUUUAUGCUGCCAAUUCCAGUCAGCUUUCUAGAUUGACAUUGUUAUACAUGCUAUUUUUGAGCAAAAGAACAAAACAUGGUUUCAGAGUUUAUGAUGCUGUGGAACUAUUGUUUCUGGACAAGGGCGCCAGGGUUUAACUUUGAGAACCAAGUGGUGGUAACAUUUUCCGUGACAAUUCUUUGAAUAAUAACUGUUUCUUAAAAACAAACAUCAACAUUCGCAAAUGUUAAUAUUUUUUACCUGGAAUGAAUGAUAUUGUAAUGAGACCAACUAUGCUUUAUUUCUCUAUAAACAUUAAUUUCUAUAAAUAUGUAAACUAAUAUUUCAUUGCAAUUUUUAAAAUGUUUAGAUUAUGGCAUUAGAUCACCUGCCAGUCAGACCUAGUGCACAUGAACUGUUCUGGAGCACUAUAGAUGUUGAGCAUGUUAUACCAUACCAUGGUCCUGAUAGUAUUAAUAUUUAGUAGUCCUCUUAGCAUUGUAUUGCUGAAUGACUUUUAACAAAUGCUCUGCAUAUAGUUUCUGCCAAAAAUGAAUUGAUGUGUGUGUGGAGGGGGGAAUUUAUUUUGCUGCACCUUAGUGGUGCUUCAUAUACAACAGGUAAAAGCUGGAAUGGUGUGUUGUGUGAACUAUUUCAAUCUCACUGAGCAGAAAUUUGUAUAUUUAUGUGCUGAUGAUGGGUGGGGAGAGCCAAGUAGGAACUCUCAGCAGGUCUGAGAGGAAGAAGUGCAAUCAUUUUUGUGUACUAUGCUUAUUCUUGGACCAAACAGAGGUUGAACUUUUGUGUUUUGUUGUGGAAUUAACUCUGUUGUAAAAUCUGUAAAUGUGUGUUUUGUGUAAGUGCUACAUUCUGUUGAGUAAACUGAAUACCUAUA